UCUCGAGCAAACAACGGCUAAAUAAGUCUGGAUCCUCAGCAAUAAAUUACUGUAUUCUUCGCCUUGAUCGAUUACAGUCGACAAUGACCGGAGAAGACCACGUGGACGGGCGAACAUGUGACUUGAGACGCCACCAAUCAGGAUUCGAUUAUGGUGCAUAUUGUCAACAAAGUUGUUGAUAUUGGAUUACAGUACUUGGUCGGCAACGAGUUAUCCCUACGUGACUGGCGAGUUUUAACAACAUGGCGAAACAAACUGUUCCAUCACAGAUCAACAUCACGGAUCAGCAAUGUUUAAACCAGGGGGGCUUAUGGGACUCCAUGAAGAAGGCAGCCUUCAUCAUUGGGUCUGGACUCUUCUUCCUCGUGGCGUUUCGGAACUCUGUCAUGUGGCACCUGCAGCGGUUCUGGGGUGCGUCUGGAGACUUCUGGCAAACCCAGUGGAGUAAACUGCUGCUGCACUUUGAAGGGCGCGAGGCCACACUCUUCUUCCUGGGGACAAUGCUGGUUCCCACAGCCAGUUUCUGGCUGCUGAAUGGACUGUUUAUGUUGUCUGACUCCACUGGAAAGCCAACCUUCAUCACACGCUACCGCAUCCAACAGGACAAGAACAGCCCGGUGGACCCUGAGCGUCUGCGUCACGCGGUGAAGACGGUGCUAUGGAAUCAGGUGUUCCUGUCGGGGCCUCUGGUGGUGAUGGCCUACCUGGUGAUGACGGCCAGAGGGGACCCCAUGGCCCCCCACCUCCCCCACUUCCACUGGGUCCUGCUGGAGCUCAGCCUCAGUGGACUGGUGGAGGAGGUUCUCUUCUACUACUCACACAGGUUGUUCCACCACCCUACUAUUUAUAAGCAUAUUCAUAAGAUCCAUCAUGAGUGGACAGCUCCUGUUGGUGUUAUCGCCCUCUAUGCACAUCCUGUGGAGCAUGUGCUGUCCAACAUGCUGCCUGCUCUGAUGGGACCCAUGCUGCUCGGCUCCCACCUGAGCACCACCUGCCUGUGGUUCACUGUGGCCCUGCUGUUCACCACCAUCUCCCACUGCGGGUACCACCUGCCCCUGCUGCCCUCACCUGAGUUCCACGACUACCACCACCUCAAGUUUAAUCAGUGUUUUGGCGUUCUGGGUGUGUUAGAUCGCCUGCACGGCACAGAUGACAAGUUCCGCCAGACAAAAGCCUAUGAGCGACACUCUCUCCUACUCAGCCUCACACCCCUCAAACACACCAUCCCAGACCCACCCAAGAACUCUCAGUGAGCGCGCGUAUGUCUGCCCAAAGCCAGCAUUGGAUGUCAGGCCACGGUACUACCAAAAUACCGUUGGGCGCUCAUCAUUUUGACUUGAACCACGUUAACGUUAUUUGUGAUUAACGUGAGUACCGUUAAAUAUGAAAUGGUCAAUAAGUUAGUGACAGGUAUCACAAGUAAUGGUAGCGUAGCUAAUAUUAACGUUAACGCACCACGUGCAGCAAAUAGGCAACGUUAGCAAUCUAGCUAUCAGCAUACUUAGUUUAUCUCAUAGACAUAUGGUUUAUCUGAUGUUAAAUUGCCACCUCUGGGCAAAUGAGAAUUCAUGUUAAUUCAGAUGUAAAAGUUGUAUGUAUCACAGCUUGUAAACGUCUCACACUUUGAAAGUAUGUGUUUUUCCUAAAACAUUAAACUUAAAAUGUUUUGUUUUUUAUUCUUUUCUUUUGUUAUCUUUUUUAUGUCUUUAUUUUAAGCGUCUUUUAGAACUGUGAAAAGCGCUAUAAACAUGUAAUGUUUUAUUAUUAUAAAAUAAACACAGGACGAACGUUAUCUUGGCUAAUACUUUCCUUGUCAUGCAUUAUGUCUAUGGUUCAGAGAGUACGCACUAAAUGUCUUCCGAGGUUGAAAAAAAGGCUCUGCACGAACGUUCGGUCUGACCAACCCCAAUGAGUAGCCUAGACUCUAGAUGGCAACAGCAAACCAUAUCAAAAAUACCACACACAUUUGUCCACAAGACAAGGUAAACAGACAGGAUUUGGUGGAGGGGAUUGAGUUGUUCAAGGGCUGCAUGACAUGGAAUUUCAAAUGUUGAAAACAUAACUCAUUUUCUGUAAUUUCUAAAACGACACACUACAUAGCCUUAAUAAAGCCUAGUCUAAGUAAUCUAAACACAUGUACACAAGUACAUUUU
Molecule: messenger RNA, 2153 nt
Organism: Clupea harengus (Atlantic herring)
Lineage: Eukaryota; Metazoa; Chordata; Actinopteri; Clupeiformes; Clupeidae
Product: fatty acid hydroxylase domain-containing protein 2-like
Biological process (GO): lipid biosynthetic process
Molecular function (GO): iron ion binding; oxidoreductase activity
Source: RefSeq, a predicted model, not a curated record